Molecule: messenger RNA, 3059 nt
Organism: Pistacia vera
Lineage: Eukaryota; Viridiplantae; Streptophyta; Magnoliopsida; Sapindales; Anacardiaceae
Product: pentatricopeptide repeat-containing protein At4g30825, chloroplastic
Exons: 2
Coding region: 138-2903 (921 amino acids)
Molecular function (GO): protein binding
Source: RefSeq, a predicted model, not a curated record
UUUGCUCCUAUACUUCACCAUCCAUUUUAUCCGAACAAAUAUCCCAAGGUACACUCAUAACUCACGCAAGAGCACUUUUUUUAUCGGUCUAAAUAUAGAGUUAAGUUUAAGUUUGAUCAUUUAAUUGUUGAGUUUUCAUGGCUUCUUUGAAGUUGUUGCCAAUCUCUUUGGACUCAACUGAGUCAAGGAAGUUCAGUUUCAGUUCAAACCCAGUUCAGUUGUCUGAUAACUGUCCCAUAUUUUCAGUUUCUAGAUACAUUCAUUUCACUAGGUGUUGUAUCAUCUCUACUUUGAAUAGGGUCAAGCAUGUCAAUGUUUGUGCUUCAGAAACUGGGUUGUCUAACAGUAAUGAAGUGAAUGAAACUGAUAAUGAGAGUGUUUUGAGAAAAAGUGAUCUGGGAAAUGGGGAUGUAGAUGUAGAAAAGUCGAAUUUUUCUCGUAAAGUUAGGAGGAGAGGUUAUGGGAUGAAGAAAGGGGUUAAAAGAGAUUUGGGUUUGAGUUUUAGUUUUAAAAGGAGUGAUAGGGAGCAAGAAAAGGAGGAAUUUUUUGUUAAUAAUGGUGAAUUGGAUGUUGAUUAUUCUGUUGUUAGGGCUAAUUUGAGUGUGGAGCGAUGUAAUGCAAUCUUGAAACGGCUUGAGAGGUGUAGUGAUAGCAAUACUUUGAAGUUUUUUGAGUGGAUGAGGACUAAUGGGAAAUUGGAUAAGAAUUUGACUGCUUAUAAUUUGCUUCUGCGAGUGUUUGGUAGGAGAGAAGAUUGGGAUGCAGCAGAGAGAAUUGUUAGGGAAGUGAGUAACGAGUUGGGUAGUGAGAUGAAUUUUCAGGUUUUUAAUACGCUUAUUUAUGCGUGUAGUAAACGAGGACUUGUGGAGUUGGGUGCAAAGUGGUUCCAUAUGAUGUUGGAAUGUGAUGUUCGACCUAAUGUUGCCACCUUUGGUAUGCUUAUGGGCCUUUACCAGAAGGGUUGGAAUGUUGAGGAGGCAGAAUUUACGUUUUCCCAGAUGAGGAAAUUUGGAAUCAUGUGUGAAUCUGCUUACUCAGCAAUGAUCACAAUUUAUACCCGUUUAAGUUUGUACGAUAAAGCAGAAGAGGUUAUUGGCUUAAUGAAAGAAGAUCAUGUAGUUCUUAGGUUGGAGAAUUGGUUGGUCAUGCUUAACACUUAUUGUCAGCGAGGCAAGUUAGAGGAGGCUGAACUAGUAUUAGUCUCAAUGCAUGAAGCAGGUUUUUCACCAAAUAUCAUUGCUUACAAUACAUUAAUUACUGGGUAUGGGAAAGUAUCCAAUAUGGAUGCUGCUCAACGCCUAUUCCUAAGCAUCCAGGAUGUCGGUUUAGUACCGGAUGAGACAACUUACCGCUCCAUGAUUGAAGGUUGGGGUCGAGCUGGAAACUAUAGGGAGGCAGCAUGGUACUAUAAGGAACUUAAGCGGCAGGGUUACAAGCCAAACUCAUCUAACUUGUACACUCUAAUAAACUUGCAAGCUAAACAUGAGGAUGGGGAGGGUGCUGUAAAAAUUCUUGAUGAUAUGCUGAAGAUGGGUUGCCAACACUCCUCCAUCCUUGGUACUCUUUUGCAAGCACAUGAGAGGGCCGGAAGGAUCGAUAAAGUACCUCUUAUUUUGAAAGGGUCCUUCUAUCAACAUGUUUUAGUCAACCCAACUUCUUGCUCCAUUCUGGUCAUGGCUUAUGUGAAACAUGGACUGGUUGAUGAUGCUAUGAUUGUCUUGGGGGACAAGAAGUGGAAAGAUCCACUUUUUGAGGAUAAUUUGUAUCAUUUGUUAAUUUGCUCUUGCAAGGAGUCGGGUCAUCCCGAGAAUGCUGUUAAGAUAUACUCUCACAUGCCCAGUUCUGAUGGCAAGCCAAACUUGCACAUCACUUGCACAAUGAUUGACACCUACAGCGUUAUGGGUCUGUUCACUGAAGCAGAAAAACUUUAUCUGAAGUUGAAAUCUUCAGGAAUUGUCUUGGACAUGAUUGCCUUUAGCAUUAUUGUAAGAAUGUAUGUCAAAGCUGGAUCUUUGAAAGAUGCUUGCUCUGUUCUAGAAACAAUGGAGAAACAGCAAGACAUUGUUCCAGACAUUUAUCUGUACCGGGAUAUGCUCCGUGUUUAUCAACAAUGUGGCAUGCAGGAUAAGUUAGCAUCUCUGUACUAUAACAUCUUGAAGAGUGGAAUCACUUGGGAUCAGGACUUGUAUAAUUGUGUCAUAAAUUGUUGUGCUCGUGCUCUACCAAUUGAUGAGCUUUCAAGGAUUUUGAAUGAGAUGCUUCAGCAUGGGUUUACUCCCAAUACGAUCACCGUCAAUACCAUGCUUGACGUUUAUGGAAAAGCUAAGCUUUUCAAGAAAGUUAGGAGGUUGUUCUUAAUGGCUAAAAGUCUAGGUUUAGCAGAUGUUAUUUCUUACAAUACUAUCAUUGCUGCCUAUGGUCAACAUAAGGACUUAACAAAAAUGUCAUCAACUGUUCAGAAAAUGCAAUUUGAUGGCUUUUCGGUUUCCCUUGAAGCCUAUAAUUGUAUGUUGGAUGCAUAUGGGAAAGAAGGUCAAAUGCAGAAUUUUAGAAAUGUUUUGCAGAGAAUGAAGGAAGCAAGUUGUGCUUCUGAUCACUAUACUUACAACAUCAUGAUCAAUAUCUAUGGAGAGAAAGGAUGGAUCCAUGAAGUUGCUAGUGUGCUCGCAGAACUGAAAGAAUGUGGGCUCGGUCCUGAUUUGUGCAGCUAUAACACUUUAAUUAAGGCAUAUGGCGUUGCUGGAAUGGUUGAAGAUGCAGUAGGUUUGGUAAAAGAAAUGAGAAAGACUGGUAUAGAACCUGACAAGAUAACAUACAAGAAUCUGAUCGCUGCACUGCGGAAGAAUGAUAAGUUUUUAGAGGCUAUCAAGUGGUCCUUGUGGAUGAAGCAGAUGGGUAUAUAAGUACACAGCUGAUCUAUGUGAUCUUUUUUAUGCUUUGCCUUCACUCUUCACACCUGAAAGAACGUUGACUUCAGAUCCUUGUCAUCCACAUGAAAUUUCACUGGAUGGUAUGAACCCAAAGAUUCUACUCAUUCCACAAUUUUAAUCAGCUGCAAG